AUUUCUCCUUCUAAAAAGAUUAUUUUAUUUUUUUUCUGCUUAAAUUAUGAAGGAUAUUUGCAAACAACAGGAAUUAGUUAUUCCAGACAACGUCAAGGUUGAUAUUAAGGCGCGGGUUGUCAUAGUAACCGGUCCACGUGGAUUAUUGAAGCAAAAUUUUAGGCAUAUCAAUAUUGAUAUUAGGAAAACACAUAUAAACAGAAUAAAACUUACUGUAUGGCACGGAGGAAGAAAACAUGUUGCAUGUCUUCGUACAGUAAAAAGUCUUAUUAAUAAUAUGAUUACUGGGGUUACCCGAGGGUAUCGAUAUAAAAUGAGAUUUGUAUACGCACAUUUUCCAAUUAAUGUAAGUAUUGGAGAGGAAGGAAAAUUGGUAGAAAUUCGAAACUUUCUUGGUGAAAAAGUAGUACGCCGAGUAGCUAUGUUAGAAGGAGUUAAAGUAGAAUUAUCUAAGAGUCAAAAGGAUGAAAUUAUUCUUGAAGGUAUUUCUCUUGAAAAUGUUUCGCAAUCAGCAGCAUCGAUUCAACAAAUAUGUAAUGUUCGAAAUAAAGAUAUUCGAAAAUUUUUGGAUGGAAUUUAUGUUUCUGCCCGUGAAACCAUUGAAGAAGAUUAAAAAUCUGAAGUAAUUUUUUAUAAAAAAGUGUGUAUAAAUAUGUAAG
This is a messenger RNA of Pneumocystis carinii B80, 659 nucleotides long. RefSeq lists its product as hypothetical. The coding region runs from base 47 to 613 and encodes 188 amino acids. The record is from RefSeq and is a predicted model, not a curated record. Gene Ontology annotation, biological process: cytoplasmic translation. NCBI's taxonomy places the organism in Eukaryota, Fungi, Ascomycota, Pneumocystomycetes, Pneumocystales, Pneumocystaceae. Gene Ontology annotation, molecular function: rRNA binding; structural constituent of ribosome. Gene Ontology annotation, cellular component: cytosolic large ribosomal subunit; ribosome. The transcript has 4 exons.